AUGUCAAUACAAACAAUUGUUUUUGCUGAUCAGAUGAAAUCUGACAUAAAUAUGAUUAAAAUUAUCACGAUUCUUGUUCUCACGGCAUAUACUUCUAUGGUCGUUGCUGUAAUCUCAAACAUCACGCUCUCUUCGGAUCAAGUACCUAAAAAUUCUACUCUCACCGUAAAUUGGAUAUCCGACAAUGUUGAAACCUCGAAUUUUGGAUAUUUGCUUCUUGUUAACACUCAGGAUCAAAGCGUUACUGCAAUAGAUAGUGGCCUAAAUAUUAGCAAAUUGUCAGAAAGUUUUGAUGUCACCAAAGAAGCAGGAACUUAUUUUUUGGUCAUCGGAGACGGCCUUGGGGGCGAAUAUUACUCCGUAGAUUUUGUUGUUGCUGAUGAAACUGGGACCACUGAUACCGAAGAGGAGGAGGAUGGUGGUGGCGUCGGGCGUUCCGUCGGACAAUCCGUCAGGCAAGCGCUAAAAAUUUCGUUCAUUGAAUCCGUUGAAAAGGUUAGCGACAGAGUAAGUAGAUCGAUCGGUGAGUCCGUGGGAAAGUCGGUGGGUGAAACUUUAGGGAGAUCAGUAGACGAGUCGGUAAAAACAAAGAUGAGCGAGCGUUCUGAGGAAUUGUAUGAGUAG
Molecule: messenger RNA, 624 nt
Organism: Acaulospora morrowiae
Lineage: Eukaryota; Fungi; Glomeromycota; Glomeromycetes; Diversisporales; Acaulosporaceae
Source: the annotation of a GenBank genome assembly